This is a messenger RNA of Macroventuria anomochaeta, 3096 nucleotides long. RefSeq lists its product as uncharacterized. Gene Ontology annotation, cellular component: nucleus. Bases 1 to 3096 code for a protein of 1031 amino acids. Gene Ontology annotation, biological process: mismatch repair. Lineage: Eukaryota; Fungi; Ascomycota; Dothideomycetes; Pleosporales; Didymellaceae. The record is from RefSeq and is a predicted model, not a curated record. Gene Ontology annotation, molecular function: ATP binding; mismatched DNA binding; ATP-dependent DNA damage sensor activity. The transcript is spliced from 5 exons.
AUGCUUUUUAAGCAUGCUCAUUGUACGACGCAUUUCAGACCGCUGACAUUGUCGCGGAACCUCUUCCUCACUCCACGGCCGCACGCCAAAGCCCUGAGGAGCUCCUUUUCAAGCUUGACGCGACCUUGCGCGAAACCACGUGCAACGCAGCUUGUAGGUGCAACAUGGAACCAAGAGUUGCAACGUCGAGGUGCGAAGCGGAAAGCCUCGCUCAACCUCGAAGAUGUACCACAAGGUGCCAUUGGGUCUGAUACGUUACCACCUCAAGACGAUGCUGAGCCAGACUAUCCUCCACUGCUGCAGCAGGUCCGCAACAAUAUGCUCAAGUUCAACCAUUGCGUAUUGGUGACUAGAGUUGGUGGUUUCUACGAGCUCUAUUUCGAACAUGCUGACGAGUAUGCUCCGCUAUUGAACUUGAAGAAAGCCAAGCGGAAACCAUCGAAGGGCAGUAAGAAACCUGCUGUGUCAAUGGCCGGCUUUCCUGCCUAUCAGCUGGACCGCUACCUCAAGAUCCUUGUCCAGGACUUGAACAAGCAUGUUGCCAUCAGUGACGAGUUCAUCAACGAAGUACUCAACAGGGCCAAAGGCGAGCUACAGUACACUCGACGAGUGUCUCGCAUCAUCACGCCCGGUACAUUGAUUGAUGAACACUUUAUGGACCCUUGGGAGAACAACUACCUCCUCAGCAUCCACGUCGAUCCCAAGACGCUCGAGAAGGACAAGGCUGUCACGAAAUGUCCAGGAAGCUCCAACGUACCUUCAGUACUCAAUCUACCUCGCACAGAGGUUGGCCUUGCCUGGAUUGAUCUGUCCAGUGGCGACUUCCUUACGCAAAGCACUGACAUUGCAUCGCUGCCCACUGCUGUCGCUCGCAUCAAGCCCAGAGAAAUCGUGCUCGAUAGCAUUUUUGAGGAGGCCGAGCACUCACGCAUCGUAUCCAUACUGCAAGAAGACGGACACAUCAUAACUUUCCAAGAACCCUCACAAGAACCACUUGCUGUCAAGAACUGGAUAUCCAUGCUGGAGGAUGCUGUAGACGACUUCGAUCCUGCAAACUUCACGUCUGGCGAAGUGGCUGCCGGUGGCUCACUUUUGCACUACGUCAAGAACCAACUGCUUGGUUCGCGGACACGACUACAAGCUCCAGUCAGGCACCAAGCUGAAGAUCACAUGAGCAUCGAUAAGAACAGCUUGAGGGCGUUAGAAAUUAGAAGCACGAUCCGCGAUGGCACAUACGAAGGUAGCUUAUUGCACUCCUUGAAGAACACAGUCACCAGAAGUGGCACACGCCUACUCUCACAACGCUUGUCCGCACCGUCCAUGUCUCUCUCUACGAUCAAUGAUCGGCUCGACUUGGUCGAAGAGAUGAUAGAAUAUCCCCAGCUCAGGCAAGACGUCAUAGCACUGCUCGGACAGACCUUCGACUCGCUUCGUCUGGUGACUAAGUUCACCUACGGUCGUGGCGAUGCCGACGACCUUAUGGAGCUUUCCAAAACCGUAGCUACUACUUCCGACCUAUUUUAUGUCGUGCGUGAACACACGACUUCCAGGAAUGCGAUUCCGGUCGACCCGAAUAGUGAGGCCUCAGAGACCAGGCGACGGCACUGCAUGUCUACGUUCGAGCGGCGAUUCGAUCUUGAAGGUGUAUGUGAGCUUGCAAAGCGCAUACGGUAUGCGAUUGACGAGGACGCGCUCUCUGAGUAUCACCGUGUUGAAGAUGAGCAGGCAGAAGAAAUGUCGGAGUUGGCACAAGAUGUCCUGGGCCGUGAAGCAGGCGAGGAGGACCUGAAAAACAUGCCGAAGCGCAUUCAGCCGAAGCCACACGCGAUCACAGGCAGCUAUAAAAGUGCCACAGACGGACGAGAUGAUAUCUGGAUCAUGAAGCGCAAGGCAAGCCCAGCUUUACACCGACUGCACAAGUCCUUAGACUCCAUGGUCGAAACCAAAGCAGAGCUCGAGGCUAGAUUACGGCAACAGAUGGAUGUCUCCAGCUUGACGCUCAAGUGGACACCGAACCUCGCACAUAUUGCCCAUGUCAAGGGUAAGGAUGUGUCACGCGUCACACCGUACUUUCCCAAAAGCCUGAGCAGCAGCAAGUCCACACGUUCAUUCCAGGUUCCCGAAUGGACGCAACUGGGUGCACAGAUGGACGAGACUCGCUUCCGAAUCCGCAACGAAGAGCAGCGAGUGUUGGGAGAACUACGUGAAAGAGUUGUCCGUAACCUUGUAAGACUUCGCCGCAACGCAGCCGUGCUUGAUGAACUCGAUGUUGCGUGCGCCUUUGCUCUUCUUGCAGUGGAAAAGAACUUCACACGGCCUAUCAUAACACCUGGAACAUCGCACAAUAUUGUAGGUGGCCGACAUCCCGUCGUCGAAAGUAGCAGUAGCGAUCAAGGUCGCAAGUUCACACCCAACGACUGCAUACUCGACGACAAAGAACGCAUCUGGCUUAUCACUGGCCCCAACAUGGCGGGCAAGAGUACGUAUCUCCGACAGAACGCUCUGAUUUCGAUUCUCGCCCAGACUGGAUCAUUCGUGCCAGCCGAGUAUGCGGAAAUCGGUCUUGUUGACAAAGUCUUCAGUCGGGUUGGCUCAGCAGACAAUCUCUUCCUCGAUCAGUCUACCUUUAUGGUAGAGAUGCUGGAGACUGCUCAGAUCCUUAAAGAGGCUACGCCGCGUUCGUUCGUCAUCAUGGAUGAGGUUGGUCGAGGAACUGCCCCUGAGGACGGCAUUGCGGUAGGCUACGCUUGCUUGCAUCAUCUGUACCAUGUCAACCAAUGUCGGACACUGUUUGCGACCCACUUCCACGCUCUUACUGAUAUGACGAGGGACUUCGAUAAGCUAGCUUUCUACUGUAACGAUGUCCGCGAGGAGGCGGACGGCAAGUUCUCCUACGUGCACCGGCUGAAGAAAGGUGUCAACCGUGAGAGCCAUGCCUUGAAGGUUGCCCGAGUUGCAGGCCUUCCUGAGGAUGCCAUUGCAGUUGCUGCUAGGAUUCGCAAACAGCUAAAGCUCGAUUCAUCUAACCCAAUAUCGGCUGCACACUCUGCCAAAACCAAGGCAACCCGCAAAGGUAAAGCUGCUGCCGCGGAGUGA